Molecule: messenger RNA, 687 nt
Organism: Brassica oleracea var. oleracea
Lineage: Eukaryota; Viridiplantae; Streptophyta; Magnoliopsida; Brassicales; Brassicaceae
Exons: 5
Coding region: 136-552 (138 amino acids)
Source: RefSeq, a predicted model, not a curated record
CCUGCUCGGUCUCCUCUUGACACUACGCGGUCUUCUUGCAUCCCAUCAUUCCCUCUCACCGAAGAAGAUUCUCUCCUCUCCGUUAGCAAAUCUACGAGCGAGCUUGAUCAAGAGAAACAAAAAGAUAGGAGAGAGAUGGCUUUCUUCUUGUUUCUUGGAAGAGUUUUCUUCGCUUCUCUUAUCAUCGUCUCCCCUUGGCAAAUGUUCAGUGGCUUUGGAGAUGAUGGUGGUCCUGCAGCUAAAGAGUUGGCUCUAAAGCUGAAUCUGGCCAAGGCAAAUCUAUCUUCUAGAUUAUGGGUAACUUUGUCUAAUAUAGAGGUGAGACAAGCCAGUGUUACUAUUGUUUCCCUGAUAGCUAUCGGAGGCGUAAUCUUUGUUAUCAGAAAAAUCUUUGGUGCUUAUCUGGCUGUUUACUUUACGAUUGUCAGUCCUAUUCUGUAUGAUAUCUACAACAACGGACCUGAGGAUCGUUAUUUCUCUCCUUUCUGGAUAGAGCUCUUCAAGAACGUCGCAAGUUUUGGCGCAAUGUAUAUUUAUUUUUUGAAUGAAUAACUCGACACCCUCCAAUAGGAAUCUGAAGAAACAGAUUGUUUCUUUAGUGGAUUAGCUGACGAUACAUAAUCUCAAAGACAAAGCUCAGGUAGUUUGAAGAAAGUUACUUUAUAUUUCAUUAUCACAAUCUGCUAC